CUAGAUUAUCUUUCUCUCUCUCUCUCUCUCUCUCUCUCUCUCUCCGUAUUCCCCCCCUCCUGGAAAACCCCUCCCGCUCUCUCUCUAAAUCAACUCAUCACAGUUGAUAUAUACAUAUAUACGUAUAUAUUUACGAAUGCCCACGCUCUUCUCUCUUCGUAAUCGAGGCCUUAGGAAUUUUGAGAACUGAUUUCUCUUCAAUUUCAGAUUCGAAUGUGAAGAUUGCACUGUUGAAGUUAGGCUUUUUAUUAUUCAGCUAGGGUUUCUGGAUUUGUAUAGUGCAUUUCGAUUGUGUAGUGCUCUCUUAUUGGUCGAUCUGUGAAUGGAUUCAACGACGUCGUCGAACUCAAUGGCGGUUGUAAACAAAGAAGCGUCGUCGGGGGAAGACGACGGUGCUCUCUCCGUCACCGCCGGGCUCGCCAAAGAAGCUGUGUUGUUAUUCCAGUCGGGGAAGUUUGCUGACUGUAUCAAAGUUUUGAAUCAGUUGUUAGAAAAGAAGAAGAACGAUCCAAAGAUUCUUCAUAACAUUGCAACUGUGGAAUGUUUUCAAAAUGGUUGUUCAGACCCAAAGAGGUUACUUGAAGUUCUAAAUAAUGUUAAGAAACGUAGUGAAGAGCUUUCCCGUGCAUUUGUUGAACAUGUGGAGGCUCUUAGCAACCAUGGAAGCAAAGCUCUAACAGGGGCUAAGGGAACUAAUAGUAUGGCACAUCAUAUUUCUGCAGAAAAUGGUUCACGUGUUGUGUACACUGACGAGUUUGGCACAUCUGUGACAAUGUUCAACAUAGCAGUUAUCUGGUUUCAUCUCCAUGACUAUGAAAAGUCAUUCUCAAUAUUGGAACCGUUGUAUCAGAAUAUUGAACCAAUAGACGAGGCAACAGCUUUUCGGAUUUGCCUUUUGAUGCUGGAUGUUGCGUUACUUUCCGGCCAUGUAUCAAGAUCUGCAGAUGUAGUCAACUACGUGGAAAAAGUUUUUUGUAUCAAUAACUUGAUCAAUCAAGGUGACAACGGAAGUUCCGCACUGCAACAGUCUUCAACUGUUGUGUCAAAACCUCCAUCAGUUCCAAGCAAUAUAACAGUUCCAGAUGCUUCCGGUUCUGAUUUAGCGGCAAAUGUCUUGGAAAGUCCUUUAUCUAGAACUUUAUCAGAGGAGAGUAUUGAAACCUUUUUAUCAACCCUUGACAUUAGUGGAAAGAAUCCACCCAGACCAUCUGGCCUUCAAGCAUCAAAUGAUCUUCCAAGAACCCAAGUUGAUGAGUCCAUCUCAACCAUAGAUCUAAAGCUCAAGUUGCAUCUUUACAAGGUUCAGUUUCUGCUUUUUAGUAGGAACCUCAAGGCAGCAAAGCGCGAAGUUAAGAUGGCUAUUAACAUGGCACGGGGAAAAGAUUAUACAUUGGCCCUUUUUUUGAAGUCCCAACUUGAAUAUGCUCGUGGGAACCACCGUAAAGCAAUCAAGCUCUUGAUGGCAUCAAAUAAUCAAACAGAAAUAGGGAUUUCCAGCAUAUACCACAACAAUCUUGGGUGUAUCUAUUAUCAAAUUGGGAAAUACCACACAUCAUCUAUAUUUUUUUCCAAGGCAGUGUGUAAUAGUUCAUCUCUACGGAAGGAAAAGCCUGUAAAGCUCUCAGCUUUCUCACAAGAUAAAUCUCUUCUUAUUAUGUAUAACUGUGGUGUGCAGUACCUGGCUUGUGAGAAACCAGUACUUGCGGCUCGUUGUUUCCACAAGGCCAGUUUAAUUUUCUACAAUCGACCUCUGUUCUGGCUUCGAGUUGCUGAAUGUUGUCUAGUGGCGCUGGAGAAGGGACUUCUAAAGUCCAGUGCGGCUCCAUCUGACAGAUCAGAAGUUAAAGUUCAUGUUAUUGGGAAGGGAAAAUGGAGGCAACUUGCUAUGGAAGAUGGGAUUUCAAGAAAUGGGCAUGUGAAUUUUGUUGGAAGGGAAGACUCAUUUCUGGGUGAUGAUAGACAGCCUGCUCUCUCGAUGUGCCUUGCCAGGCAGUGUCUUCACAAUGCAUUGCAUUUACUGAACUGUUCAGAGGCUGGUUUGCCUUCUAAUUCAGCAGCAGAAACAAUGGAAGGAGAUGACCCAAUAGAAACAGAUUCAUCUGAAAAUACCAACUACAAGAGCGUAUCUGGUACUGAUUCCAAGGCAUCUAAUCCAACAGUGGGCUCUGGUCAGGUCAAUGCAAAUGGAGAAGUGAAAGACCAAAAGGGUGGAAAUAGCCAGAAUUCCGCCUUACAUAGCUCCAUCUCUGAUUUUGAAGAUAUAUGUAGUAAGGAAAACCAUAUGAUCAAGCAAGCUCUUCUUGCUGAUUUGGCCUAUGUUGAGUUGGAAUUGGGAAAUCCGUUGAAGGCCCUGUCUGCAGCAAGGUCUCUCUUAAGACUAUCCGAAUGCUCCAGAAUAUACAUAUUUUUGGGCAAUGUGUACGCUGCUGAGGCUCUGUGCCUGUUAAACAGGCCAAAGGAAGCUGCUGAGCAUUUAGUGAGGUAUAUGUCUGGUGGAAACGGUGUUGACCUGCCGUAUAGCCAAGAGGACUCUGAACAGUGGCGCAUAGAAAACACUCUGGAUUGUGAGGAAUGGAAUGGUGGUUCAGCGCCUGUUAAUACUUUGUCACCUGAUGAAUCACAAGGUUUUGAAUUCCUCAAGCCUGAAGAGGCUCGUGGAACCCUUUAUGCAAACCUAGCAGCCAUGUUUGCAAUGCAGGGAGAUCUUGAGCAAGCCCACCAAUUUGUGAUGCAAGCAUUGUCUGCCAUACCGGACAGUCCACAAGCCAUUCUUACUGCAAUUUAUGUGGACCUCAUGCACGGAAAGACGCAAGAAGCUGUUGCCAAGUUGAAACAGUGUAGUCAUAUUAGGUUCCUCCCUGGAAAUUUAACACCAAAUAGCUCUAGUUGAUGGUUGUAUUGGUGGCUUUUCAUUGGUCGUGUCCCACCCACCCUUCACUCCGAGUUAGCAGGUAGGUAAACGAUCCUUUUAAAGAGGAUUUGUAACAUAUAUAUAGUUCGGUCCAGGGAAUAAGUUUUUUAUUUUUCUAUUUUUUUCAUUUCAUAAAUAUUCCCAUUUCUAGGGUUCGGUGAUUGGUGGUGUGGCUGAGAUCAUUUUGGUCGCCGCAGAUGCCCACCUACAAAAUUUGAGAUGUAGUUUUUGAUUUAGAUGCUUGUGUUCUAGUGGCUAAUCCAGUUCCAAUUCAGGAAUAUAGAAAUCAUGUGCUCCUCAGAAGUCAAUUUUUUAAAAAUUUCCUUUCAUUCCAGAUGUUUAACAGUG
This is a messenger RNA of Ilex paraguariensis (yerba mate), 3259 nucleotides long. Lineage: Eukaryota; Viridiplantae; Streptophyta; Magnoliopsida; Aquifoliales; Aquifoliaceae. The record is from the annotation of a GenBank genome assembly.